CGCGGGGCUUGAUCCCAGGACUCUGAGAUCAUUACCUGAGGGGAAGGCAGAGGCUUAACCCACUGAACCACUCAGGCGCCCCGGCACUACUCUUUUUCUUACCGGGAAAGGACUCGCCCACGCUCCUGAAGCUGUGCCUCACAGAGCAAUGGCUCAAGCCCAGUUAACCCCUGCACGUUCCUUGUACAGACCCCAUCUCUAGAGAGAGGACAGUUCGUUGAAACAUCAGGCGUGGGGGGCGGGGUGCUCCACGCAAGAGGUGCAAAGGCAGAAGAACCAACGGCCACGGCCAUGCAGCCUGGUGGGUCGGACUCUGCCACCCAUUUGCUGUGUGACCUCAGCCUACUUGCCUUUACUCAGUCUCCACAGCUAUGGAGCAGACACACUGGCGUCCUGCCUGGCCAGCGGCAAAGGCAGCAGGCCUGGCGCUGCUGCUGCCCCCCACCACUCUGGCCGCCCUGGCAGACAGCUGGCUCCGAGAGGACUGCCCGGGUCCCAACCACACAGCUCUGGUCACGGGGGCGGCCCCCUCGCAGGCGGUCCUGUGGGCCAAGUCCCCCGGGGUACUGGCUGGAAGGCCCUUCUUUGAUGCCAUCUUUGCCCGAGUCAACUGCCAGGUCUCCUGGUUCCUCCCCGAAGGCUCAAAGCUGGUGCCCGUGGCCAGGGUGGCUGAGGUCCGGGGCCCCGCCCACUGCCUGCUGCUGGGGGAGCGGGUGGCCUUGAACACGCUGGCCCGCUGCAGUGGGGUGGCCAGCGCCGCCGCUGCCGCAGUGGAGGCCGCCAGGGAGGCGGGCUGGGCCGGGCACGUGGCGGGCACGAGGAAGACCACGCCUGGCUUCCGGAUGGUGGAGAAGUACGGGCUCCUGGUGGGCGGGGCCAAGGCCCACCGCUAUGACCUAGGGGGGCUAGUGAUGGUGAAGGACAACCACCUGGUGGCAGCCGGAGGCGUGGAAAAGGCGGUUCGGGGGGCGCGGCAGGUGGCCGACUUCGCCCUGAAGGUGGAGGUGGAGUGCGGCAGUCUGCAGGAGGCUGUGGAGGCAGCCGAGGCGGGAGCGGACCUCGUUCUGCUGGACAACUUCAAGCCGGAGGAGCUGCACCCCACGGCCGCAGCGCUGAAGGCUCGCUUCCCGGGUGUGGGCGUGGAGGCCAGCGGGGGCAUCACGCUGGUCAACCUCCCUCGGUUCUGCGGGCCCCACAUCGACGUCAUCUCUCUGGGGAUGCUGACCCAGGCUGCCCCCGCCCUGGAUUUCUCCCUCAAGCUGUUUGCUGAAGGGACUGCUCCAGUGUACCCUGCCUUACCUUAGCUCAUCGACUUCUCCCUCUAAUCCUGCCCUGCCCAUGGGUAUGCUCUCUCUUAAAUAAAAUCUUUUAAAAAGAAA
Molecule: messenger RNA, 1379 nt
Organism: Lutra lutra (Eurasian river otter)
Lineage: Eukaryota; Metazoa; Chordata; Mammalia; Carnivora; Mustelidae
Gene: QPRT
Product: quinolinate phosphoribosyltransferase
Exons: 4
Coding region: 372-1304 (310 amino acids)
Biological process (GO): quinolinate catabolic process; NAD+ biosynthetic process
Cellular component (GO): cytoplasm
Molecular function (GO): nicotinate-nucleotide diphosphorylase (carboxylating) activity
Source: RefSeq, a predicted model, not a curated record